Molecule: messenger RNA, 639 nt
Organism: Glarea lozoyensis ATCC 20868
Lineage: Eukaryota; Fungi; Ascomycota; Leotiomycetes; Helotiales; Helotiaceae
Exons: 2
Coding region: 1-639 (212 amino acids)
Biological process (GO): N-acetylglucosamine metabolic process
Cellular component (GO): cytoplasm
Source: RefSeq, a predicted model, not a curated record
AUGGAAGAAGAGGAGGUUAAGAACGGGUCUGUAGCUGUCAAGGAAGAAGACGCACCUUUCCCUCUUACUGAGCUCGAUAAGAUUGGCCUCAGUCAAAAGGAUGAAGACUUUAAGCUCCAUACUUGGGACGAUUUGAAAGAAAUUAUCGAAACCAACAACCUCGCCCUCCUCACACGCACCCCCUCCCAAAUCCGCGCCUACAUAACCUGGUGCAGUAAAAUAAACCGCGAAUACGGCAGCGUCUCCAACUUCAUCAUCGCCCACCGUCUACCAUGGGGACCACCACCAUUCUCCUUCAACUCCUCCACCCCUCUCUCCGAUCCAUCAGACUACAGAAUCCUUGUGAAUGACUGGCCAUAUGGCUUUACGGACGAGAUCACGCAUAUAGUCGUCUGGAGUAAGACGCCUAUUCCGACAGAUGAGGGGACGGGGGAUCUGACGAAGGAUAGUAGGAACAGGGUGGAGGGGUGGGUGAAGAGGACUUUUGGGGAUAGGCUAGGAGAGGAGAGGGUGUUGUGGUUUAAGAACUGGGUGGGCUUGCAGAGUGUGAGGGCUUUGGAGCAUUUUCAUGUUCUGGUUAGGGGUGCUGGGGAGGAGGAUAUUUCGUUUUGGACGGGGGAGACACAGGGGAGGAUGUAG